AUGAUUGCCAAAUCUCGGGAAGAAAAAGAGCAUGUUGGAAAUCUCAAGAAGCUGUUCAAAAGGCUAAGAAAGUUCCAGUUGAAGCUAAACCCGGCCAAGUGUACGUUUGGGGCUACCUCAGGAAAACUGCUAGGUUUCAUUGUCAGUGAGAGAGGUAUCGAGGUUGAUCCAGACAAGAUAAAAGCUAUACAAGAACUGCCUCCCCCGCGCACACAGAAAGAAGUCAGAGGAUUUUUAGAAAGGUUGAAUUACAUUGCUCGAUUCAUUGCUCAACUUACCAAUCAGUGCGACCCAAUUUUUCGACUCCUUCGAAAACAUAACCCCGGAGAAUGGAACGAGGAGUGCCAAGCGGCCUUCGAUAAGAUAAAACGGUAUUUGUCUAAUCCUCCGGUACUAGUACCGCCAACACCUGAAAAACCCUUAAUAUUGUACCUGACCGUGUUUGAGAACUCAAUGGGUUGCGUACUGGGGCAACAUGAUGAGUCAGGGAGAAGAGAGACGGCAAUUUACUACCUCAGCAAGAAGUUCACAGAAUAUGAGGUAAAGUACCCUUCAAUUGAGAAGUUUUGUUGUGCAUUGAUUUGGACGGUUCGAAGGCUCAGACAGUACAUGUUGUAUUAUACAACAUGGUUAAUUUUAAAACUGGAUCCAAUAAAGUACAUCAUGGAGUCACCUGCACUCUCAGGAAGAAUGGCACGAUGGCAGAUCUUACUGACUGAGUAUGACAUCGUGUAUGUGAGCCAAAAAUCGAUAAAGGGAAGUGCGAUAGCUGACUUCUUGGCAAGUCGAACAGCGGAAGAAUACGAGCCUUUGAGAUUUGAUUUCUCAGAUGAAGACUUGAUUUGUAUUUCAGAAAAAGAGGGUGAGUCAUCAAGUGAGAAAUCAUGGAAGAUGAGCUUUGAUGGUGCAUCAAAUGCAUUGGGGCAUGGGAUUGGAGCAGUCUUAGUAUCGCCGGAGGGAGAUCAUUACCCGCUCACUGCCAGGUUGAAUUUCUUCUGUACAAAUAAUAUAGCGGAAUAUGAAGCUUGCAUCAUGGGACUUCGUGCAGCUAUCGACAGGAAAAUUAAAAUCUUAGAGGUACACGGGGACUCAGCAUUAGUCAUUUAUCAAAUUCGUGGAGAUUGGGAAGUGAGAGAUCCAAAAUUAGUCAAAUAUCAUGAUCUCGUUGUAGAGCUGAUCAAGGAGUUCUAUAAAGUGACUUUUAACUACUUUCCACGAGAGGAGAACCAACUGGCUGAUGCCCUAGCCACCUUGUCUUCGAUGUUCAAGGCAAACAGAGAAACUGAGAUAAUGCCCAUCCAAAUGAGUAUAUAUGAGACCCCCGCACACUGUUUUAGUAUUGAUGAGGAGUCAGAUGGACGACCAUGGUUCCAUGAUAUCUUGGAGUAUAUCAAGAAUCAAAGGUACCCCGAGCAAGCAAACGAGAAUGACAAAAGAACAAUCAGGAGAAUGGCGAUUGGAUUUGUUCUUGAUGGGGAUAUUCUAUACAAAAGGGGAAAAGAUCAAGUGCUCCUAAGGUGCGUGGACGCUGUUGAAGCUAGAAAGAUACUUGAAGAGGUUCAUGAAGGGAUUUGUGGAACACAUGCCAGUGGUUUCACCAUGGCCAGGCAGAUUAUGAGACUUGGUUAUUAUUGGCUGACGAUGGAAAGGGAUUGGCCAAUUUCCGCGAAAGCUUCCAAUGGGCAUCGUUUCAUCUUUGUGGUUAUAGACUGCUUCACAAAAUGGGUAGCAAGCACUUCGUUUGCUAAUAUGACGAAGGCUGCAAUAAAACAUCAUAAUUCUUCGCCCUAUCGCCCAAAGAUGAACAGAGCAGUAGAAGCCACUAAUAAGAACAUUAAGAUGAUUAUCGGGAAGAUGACUGAGACAUAUAAAGACUGGCACGAGAAGCUACCAUUUGCUUUGUACGCAUACCGCACCUCUGCAUUUAACGCUCACGGGCAACUCCUUUUCUCCGGUCUAUGGAAUGGAAGCCGUUCGCUUAUCAAGUAG
Molecule: messenger RNA, 1989 nt
Organism: Gossypium raimondii (Peruvian cotton)
Lineage: Eukaryota; Viridiplantae; Streptophyta; Magnoliopsida; Malvales; Malvaceae
Exons: 3
Coding region: 1-1989 (662 amino acids)
Molecular function (GO): RNA-DNA hybrid ribonuclease activity; nucleic acid binding
Source: RefSeq, a predicted model, not a curated record